AUGGAGGCUUCUUGGGGUUUAGCAACUCAGACCCUCGAGUCUCACCUCCUCGUAUACCACCUCAACACUCUCUUUCUAUAUCGCGACGCUAAUGUGGCCACCCAGCCAAUCUCCUUCCCAUUCCCCCUCUUCAGUACUUCUGUCUUCACAACUCACCGCAACUUCCUCCUUUGUAGACCGUCCCAAGACCGUUUUGCAGUCUUUCAGUUUGACCUCGAAGACUUCUCUCCACCAUCCUUAAUAGGCAUCUGGAACGUCUCACCAGCUCAUAAAAUUUCUGUCGCUUGUUGGGCAACUGAAGAUCCUGACGACUCAGACAAUACCACUCGAUACCAAGAUGACACCACCGCUAGCACUACUCUUUAUUUAACAACUCUUUUAGACGAACAUACAAAUCCCUCAGACCUUCCCCUACCAACACCUUACACUCGACCAUCCCCCUAUGCUCUUCUAGGAACUCGCGAUGGAACUAUCCUACGUCUUGACCUCAGCUCUCCAGGAAUCCUUACAACCCUCCCAAUAGUCCCUAUACAUUACCCGCUUCAGGCUUUGUCCCUUCCAUCAACCCCCUCCUCUUUCAUAAAGUUUAUUUCGUCGCCGCCUUCAUCUUCCACCGCCUCCACCUAUCCAACCUCCCCCCUGCAUACCGUCGGCUCAAGACUCAGCUCUAGUGAAUCUUCGUCCUCGUCUUCGUCUUCGUCCUCUUCUUCUUCAUCCGCUGCUUUCACUCCAAAUGACUGCUCAUCGCCAUCUUCAGCAUCCUCCUUUUCCUUCCUGACCGACCCGCCAGGUCCUAAAACUCCAACCGAUUUAGUCAACGCACUGUCUUACCACCAGGGAACCGUUUCCAGCAUUGCAGCAGCCCCAUGUGGUCUCGGCAUUUACGCCAUUGGUUAUGCAACUGGCCAUAUCUCUAUCGUCCAGCUAGUCUCACAUUCUCCUUCCUCUCCCGGCGCUCCUACUCAGGUUCUGCGUCCCAUCCACCAAAUCCAGGCCCCAUCCGGAUCCCCUCGCACAAUUGUGGGUCUGGCCUGGCACUACUCUUCUAAAGAUAUGCGGGCUCAAAACCUUGCCGUUUUAAAAGACGGUACCGACAAAUUGGCCAUCUGGACCGUUGACAUGAGUACAGCCUCCGGCGCGUGCAAAAAAAUUCGUGAGGUACCUCUCCCUGCUCGUCAUUCCACUUCCGCUUCAUGUGCUGGAUUUGUUCAGUGGAGCAAAAGUGGUAAAGUCGUAAGAUUAUCGAGUGGAGGACUGCUGCUAUCAGACGUCCGCACUAAAAAAGUCACAACCCGUUCUAUCGCUGUUCCAGGGCUCCCAGUCAUAGCCAUUGCUGUGCGAAGCAGCCGUGGUCGUGCAUGGGUCGUCAACAGCUCUGGUCAAAUCAUGACUUACAAUUUACUCGACGGAGGCGCACUUCUUGAAAAACAUAAGCUACCAUUCUCCCUUAGUCCCGUUGAUGCAGAAUCUCCAGCAAUUCUCGACUCUCCUGUCAUUUUCUUGCAAAAUCUACGCGUAGGCGAAAUCACACAGGUUACAAUAACCAAAAGUCCGCACAACCGUGGAACUUGUUCAAUGGAGCAACAACAGUCGAAUGCCGCAAAACCUUCUCCCGUAAUUUCAUUAUCCUCAUCAAAAUUGGAAACCAAUUCACCUAAUUCUAAAACUCAUCCCAUCCAACUCUGCAUGCCACCAGUCAAAAUAACCUUAAACUCUCUCUUCCCCACAAUCCUUAAGGGUCUCGCCAAAAUGCCUGCUCAAACUGUCCCGGAGUUCAACCCAGCUCAGCUCUCUGUUGAGCAAUAUGUUCUUUGCGCCCUUUUUGGAGGCAUCCUGGGAUCCACUGUAUGCUUGGCUGGUACUCGCGAGGUUCUUCAAGCCACCCAAAAUGUUGUUCCACCACCUUCACCAUUCCGCAAAGCUAUUCUCGCAAUGCUUAUUCAACAUAACCCACCGACUCUUCAAGCCUUCAUGGACCUUUUGUCUUCGACAACUCAAACUAUUCCUCAACCACUCAUGGCAGCACUGCUCUAUGCCGGAGCCGAAACUUCCGAGUCAAUGGCUUCGGCUGCAUCAGCAAUCACAACCUCUCUCGGCUCCUUCGACCAACCUGAACACUUACAUCUCGCAGCUGCAUAUUUAUGCGCCCUUGGACGGCAUGCCCAUGCACGCACCCUCUACUCCAAAGCCGCAUACUAUGUAGAAGCGGUGUCAGUAUCUCUUCUCGCCGGACUUGACGUUGUUUCCGUUUUGCGUGAGUGGUACAGUGCACUGGCCAUCCCUGCAAAUUCCAAAGCCGCCUCUGCUCCACUCAUCAAGUACCUGUCCGAUAUUGCCUCCAGCAUUGAACGGGCACUUCCUCCUUCUCCUGUAGAAGUUUCAUCCUCGUCCAUGGCAGUCACUGCAACAACACCAGCAUUUGUUGCGCCAACCACUCGACAUCCGCGUGUUCCUGCCCCAAGCUCAGAUCGUACAGGGUUGCUAUUCCGCACUGACGUGGAUGACGACUUCGACGACACUCAAUACAGUGUGUCUUCAGUCACUUCUUCAGUGUCUUCUUCGGCCUCUUCUUCUUCCUUCUCGCUGUUUGUACCCCCUCUCACUCGUACUAUGCCUCUACCUUCACCCGCGCCGCCUGCGCCGGUCCGCACUCCUCCGCCGCAAGUAUUCAAUAACAAUUCUGGUGCACUCGGUUCCGAAUUCAGCACGCCAAACUAUAGUCAUCACAAUAAUAGCAUCCACCAUAAUAUCCACAGUCAUUUGGCUGCCUCAGCAAACUCGACUCCCCAAUCCCAGGAGUUUAGUUUCCGUGAAGGGACAGCAGUAGCAACGCCGAUUUUCGACCAAUCCACUAGCCCAGCCUCGGUUGUAUCAUUGUCACGCGCCAGCCAUUACCAUAAUCAUACCCACCAUCAUCAUCACAACCAUGGCAAUAAUCAACAGUACCAUGCGGCCCAACCUUACCAUUACCAUCAACACAGGCUACACAAUGUAUUUUCGGCGGCAGCUGCCAUGGCCGGAAGCCCGACUACAGCAUCCUCAGUAACAGCUAAAGAACAGGCCACAAAUGAUUAUGUGAUUACUUAUACACAGAACUCAAGCAACAACAAUAAUAAUAAUAAUAGCACAACUGCAUCCGAGGGGUUAUUACCACCUGUAAGUGCUGCAACGCUUGCCAACAAACGAGCUGGCAUGGCCAACAUUUCUCCUCCAGAUUCCAUUACAGGGGUUGGUCUAGGACUUGGAUCUUCAACAAAUGUUUCUUACAAUAAUAGUGUCACUGGCAGCUCGGGUAUUUCAAAUCAUAACCACACCCAUACAGUCCCAAUGGCUAUUGCAUCCCCGCCAUUGUCGAUUGCACCUUUGUCACCUUCUUCAACAUUACAGCAAGAAGUUCUGACUUCCCCUAGUCGCAAUCGCCAUCCUGCUUAUGCCCAGUCUUUUUGA
Messenger RNA from Magnusiomyces paraingens, 3447 nucleotides. RefSeq lists its product as uncharacterized. The record is from RefSeq and is a predicted model, not a curated record. The transcript has a single exon. NCBI's taxonomy places the organism in Eukaryota, Fungi, Ascomycota, Dipodascomycetes, Dipodascales, Dipodascaceae. The coding region runs from base 1 to 3447 and encodes 1148 amino acids.